AUGAAAAGCAGUGUUGUUGAUGUGAUUCAACACCUGCAAACUCUUCUCGAGACUCGAGACUCUUUGCUCACAGUUACUUUCAGACAACAUCUUGCUGAGAAACUAAAGCCUAUGUUUUCAAUGCUCAACCAUUUAGAAGGUGUUUCGGAAUCUGGAUCUCUUCUAAAACAAGGGGGAGAAGUCAAGAAAACAGUUGCUGGUGGUUCUGAUGGAAAUGGAACAUCAAUGAAGUCUCCACCCAAGUCACAAGAUGCGAAGGUUAAUGUAGCUUUGGGAUCUAAAAGAAGAGGAAAGUCAAUUGAUGAUGAUGAUGAUGAUGAUAAUGAUGAUGAAGAGGAAGAAGAACAUCUAUCCGAAAAGCCUCAACUCAAAAGAAAGAAACAUGACCAAGAGCUCGAUGAAAAUCUACGAGUUGCAAGAGAAGCUGAAGCUCGAGAAAGAGAGGCUCGUGAUGCUCAACUUAAUUGGGAAACUAAGAAAGUUUUCUUCCCUUCAUGGUCCAGGGAGCGUAUUUUAAAUGAAGUUAUAGAUAAUCCAAAUGUAUACUGGUUGGAACUACGUACUUCAUUCAAACAGGAGAACAUUUUGGGGUCGCAACUUGAUUUUCUGAUUACUCCGAAGGCGUUUUUGUUUCGCUAUUUUGACAAGGUUGCGAAAGCUCCAUAUUCAGACAACAGUGCCAAUCUCAUGCUUAUAUCUUUUAAUCUCAACAUGGAAAGCCUCAGUACCAAACCUGGAGUUCAAAGAUAUUUUUUUCUGUUAAGGUUAUUGGAUGCACAGAAAUUUGAGCUGAUUUUGGAGCAUUUGAAAAGAAUGUUUGUCUCUUACAUUCUUGAGAUUGCGAAAAUAGACAUGGAGAUUGUUCCGGUACUUAGAAAGAAACCCACUGUGCAACCUAAAGAAACUCUGAAAGAUCAUGACAAUAUGCAGAAAGGAAAAAUUCUGAAGGAUAAUUGGAGUAUGGCAUACCAAGAACGAAACAAGGCCUGUGUGAAUGUUCAAAGAUGUUGUUUCUUUUUUCCUGACAAGCACCUUUAUUUUACUUCAUGCUUGGAAUAUGUUUUGGGCUUAUCUGAAGCUUGCAAGGAAAAUAAUAUUUUUGAAAAGAAAUGCAUUGUAUACAUGCUUAAGUGGUACAUCACUGUUCGAAAUACCUUUCUUGGCUUAAUGGAAAAUCUUUUCAAGGUUCAGAAACCCAUUCAGCAGUGA
Lactuca saligna is the source of this 1209-nucleotide messenger RNA. Lineage: Eukaryota; Viridiplantae; Streptophyta; Magnoliopsida; Asterales; Asteraceae. The record is from the annotation of a GenBank genome assembly.